Messenger RNA from Ruditapes philippinarum (Manila clam), 8808 nucleotides. RefSeq names its product ATP-dependent translocase ABCB1-like. The coding region runs from base 202 to 4224 and encodes 1340 amino acids. The transcript has 28 exons. Gene Ontology annotation, biological process: transmembrane transport. Gene Ontology annotation, cellular component: membrane. The record is from RefSeq and is a predicted model, not a curated record. Gene Ontology annotation, molecular function: ATP hydrolysis activity; ABC-type transporter activity; ATP binding. NCBI's taxonomy places the organism in Eukaryota, Metazoa, Mollusca, Bivalvia, Venerida, Veneridae.
AUCAUCCCGCCAUUAAAUGCACAUAUAACUGAAGUUGGCAGUUCUUUUUUUAUAUAAACGUGAACUCUAAUAAAAUAUUUGGAAAUGAAGAAAAUUCCUGAUUAGAACAAAGACAGUUUGGAUAGCAGACAAAAGAGAUAAAAUUUAAAAAAGUAGUUGGCCAAGUGUCAUUUGGUUGUUGAAGGAGAAAAAAAGACUGAAAUGGCAGAACUCAAAGGAUAUAGACCUACUUCUGCUGGGGGUGAAUCAAAUGGACGAGUGUCUCCAUCGGACAUUAAAGCAAUGGAGAUGAAAGAUAGGAAUGGUUUUGAGAAUGGGACCACUUCUAAAAUCAAUGAUAAAGAUUCAGACAGUAAAAAUGGUAAAGAUAAAAAAGAGGAUGCCCCAAUGGUUGGCAUAUUUGAAGUGUUCAAGUAUGCUGAAAAGAAAGACGUGCUGUUCAUGAUACUAGGAACAUUAAGUGCUAUGGUACAUGGGUCAGCAUUCCCAAUCAUGAUCAUAGUAUUCGGUGAGAUGAUUGACCUCUUUGUGAAAUCUGGGGAAUUUGGCGAGGUCGCGAAAUUAUUGGAGUCAAUGGGUAUCCUGGCAAAUUUGAGCUCCACCUACAAUGUCACCCUUACAUACAAAGGCAUUAUCGAAGAUCCAACAUUACUAAGUAAUUAUGAAACUGAUAUAAAGAAUCUGUCAAAUGGACUGGUAGAUUUUGCAGCGGUACGAGAGGCUGUACAAAAUGACCUUCUGGAGGUCAUGCAAGAGUUUGCCAUAUAUUUUAUUGUUAUUGGUGGUGUCGUUUUUCUGGUCGGAUAUGGUCAGGUGAUGUUUUGGAUGAUUGCGUCAGAGAGGCAGACGCACAGGAUUCGUAAAAGUUUCUAUAACAACGUGAUGAGACAAAACAUUGGAUGGUUUGACACGCACGAAUCUGGGGAACUAAAUUCAAGAAUUACUAAUGACAUAUCAAAAAUACAUGAUGGUAUAGGUGAUAAAUUAGGCGGCUUUACACAGUGGUUUACAGGUGGAAUAGCGGGUUUUGUUGUAGGUUUUGCAUAUGGAUGGAAACUGACGCUUGUAAUCUUAGCGAUAAGUCCCCUACUAGCAGGAGCAGCUUUUAUAAUGACAAAGUUGAUAGGGCUGGCGUCAUCAUUGGAGUUGAAAGCAUACGCUCGUGCUGGGGCCGUAGCUGAGGAAGUGUUGGGAGCUAUACGAACUGUCGUAGCAUUUGGUGGACAAGAAAAGGAGUGUAAAAGGUAUGACAGUAAUUUGAUAGAAGCCCGAGAUUUGGGUGUGCGGAAGGGGUUGGUGAAUGGUGUAGCCAUGGGCAUGACUUGGUUGAUUAUAUUUGGAGCUUACGCCCUCGGGUUCUGGUAUGGAGCAAAAUUAGCUCGCGAGGAACCAGAUGUUUAUUCUAUCGGAGAUGUAAUGAUUGUAUUUUUUGGUGUGCUGAUCGGAGCUUUCUCCCUGGGCAAUGCUGCACCUAACGUACAGAGUUUCGCUAUCGCAAGAGGAGCUGCUUAUAUUGUAUAUCAACUAAUAGAGCAGGAGCCACCAAUAGACAGUGCAUCAACAAAGGGAGAAAAGCCGCAGAAACUUGAGGGAAAUAUAAUUAUGAGAAAUCUUUACUUCAAUUAUCCAUCCCGACCAGAUGUUAAGGUAUUACAAGGUGUUGACCUUGAGAUUAGAAGAGGUCAAACUGUGGCCUUGGUGGGGUCAAGUGGGUGUGGCAAAUCCACCAUUGUUCAACUUGUGCAGAGAUUCUAUGAUCCAGAACAAGGCUCUAUUCAUAUUGAUGGUAGAGACCUUAAAGAUAUGAACCUGAAGUGGUGGCGAGAACAGAUCGGUAUAGUGAGCCAGGAACCUGUGCUGUUCGGUACAACAAUUAAAGAAAACAUCCGUUACGGGCGUGAGAAUGUAACAGAUGAUGAGAUAGUAAAAGCAACACAGAUGGCCAACGCUUACGAUUUUAUCAUGAAAUUACCAUUAAAAUUUGAAACAAUGGUGGGAGAAAGAGGUGCUCAGCUUAGUGGGGGACAGAAACAGAGAAUUGCUAUUGCACGUGCCCUCGUGCGUGAUCCCAAAAUAUUGUUACUUGAUGAAGCCACAUCUGCCCUGGAUACUGAAAGUGAAGGAGUAGUACAGGAGGCCCUGGAAAAGGCAAGUCAUGGCCGAACUACCAUUGUUAUAGCCCAUAGAUUAUCCACAAUCAAAAACGCCGAUAUGAUCGCCGGAUUUAAAGAUGGCCGAAUAAUAGAGAAGGGAACGCACGAUGAACUUAUGGAAAGGAACGGGAUAUAUUAUCAACUUGUCACCCAACAGAGCAUGGUUUCAGAAGAUGAUAUAGAAGCAGAGUUAUAUGACAAACAAAAAGCUGCGCUCAGCACACAGAAGUCACUUAUUGAGUCUCCACUGAAGCGGGUUUUGUCUGUAAAAGGAGAGACAUCUAAAGAUGAAAAGGAGAAAAAAGAAGAAGUGAAUGCAGGAAUGGGACGAAUUCUUCGUCUGAACGCAUCAGAAUGGUAUCUUAUAGCUCUGGGUUUAGUAGGAAGUAUCAUUAAUGGAGGACUCAUGCCUGCGUUUGCUGUUAUUUUUGCUGAAAUUCUUGGGGUAUUUUCAAAGCCCCCAGAUGAGCAAGAAAAGGACAUAAAUAUGUACAGCCUGAUGUUUCUAGGCCUUGGCGUGUUGAGCUUGAUCACUUAUUUCCUACAGGGGUAUAUGUUUGGCCGUUCUGGGGAAUAUCUCACACUUAGAAUCAGAGCAAUGUCUUUCAAAGCCAUGUUGAGACAGGAAAUAGCGUUUUUUGACGACCAUGAAAACAAUGUUGGUGCCUUGACAACUAGACUGUCAACGGAUGCUUCUCAAGUACAAGGGGCGGCUGGUAUACGUCUUGGUUCAACUUUUAUGGCGAUCACGAGUAUUGUUGCAGGGCUGGUUAUUGGGUUUAUCUACAGCUGGAAACUUACGUUACUAAUUAUAGCCUUCUUACCAUUUCUUAUGAUUGGUGGAGCUCUCCAAAUGAAGAUGUUAAAUGGAGCAGCCGGCAAAAAUAAAGAAGCUCUUGAAUCAGCAGGAAAAAUAGCUAUUGAGUCUAUAGAAAAUAUUCGGACAGUUGCCUCCCUUACCAGAGAAGAAAUGUUUAACAAGAUGUUUUCUGACGAACUUGAGACACCGUACAAUGAUGCCCUGAGGAAGGCACAUGUCAUAGGCCUCUCUUUCUCGUUCUCGCAGGGCAUAAUCUUUAUAGCAUAUGCUGCCGCUUUCUGGUUAGGGGCCUACCUGAUUAAACAGGCAGAACUGGACUAUGUAGACGUUUUCAAGGCAUUUUCAGCUGUUGUAUUUGGAGGUAUGGCUAUUGGUCAAGCAAGCUCGUUUGCCCCCGAUGCUGCCAAAGCUCAAAGCUCUGCUGAGGCUAUUUUUAAAUUACUGGAUCGAAAACCGGAAAUGGACACCGAAGAUGAAGGAGGAGAAAAACCUAAAGAAGGACAGUACACUGGGCAAGUGAAAUUUACUAAUAUUAAGUUUAUUUACCCUACAAGACCGGAUACAGUAGUUUUAAACAACUUCGACUUAGAUGUGGCACCUGGUCAAACUGUGGCAUUGGUGGGAAGUUCUGGCUGUGGUAAAAGUACAACUGUACAGCUAACUGAACGAUUUUAUGAUCCGGAAGAAGGGAUUGUGCACAUGGAUAAAUACAAUAUCAAAGAUCUGAACCUUCAAUGGCUAAGAUCACAGAUUGGAAUUGUCUCGCAGGAACCCGUUCUGUUUGACCGAAGUAUUGGCGAAAAUAUUGCGUAUGGUGACAAUACAAGAAAAGUAGAGAUGCAGGAAGUUAUACAAGCGGCAAGAAAUGCAAAUAUUCACGAUUUUAUAUCUUCGUUACCUGAGGGAUAUGACACAAGUGUUGGCGAGAAGGGAGCACAACUCAGCGGAGGACAAAAACAGAGGGUGGCCAUUGCUCGGGCCUUGGUCAGAAAUCCAAAAAUACUUCUCUUAGAUGAGGCAACAUCUGCUCUGGAUACUGAGAGUGAAAAGAUUGUACAAGAGGCAUUAGACAAGGCUAGAGAGGGUAGAACAAGUAUUGUUAUUGCCCAUAGACUUUCUACCAUCCAGAACGCGGACAAAAUCUGCGUCAUACGUCAUGGCGUCGUCACAGAGACGGGAACUCAUAGUGAACUUAUGAAGCAACAAGGAUUCUACUAUAAACUGAACAUGGCCCAGCAGAGAAAGAAAUAAGAGUUUUAGUGCCGUAGAAACAAGUUUUAAUGACCGAUAUGUUAUAUUCACAAGUGAACAAGAAAUUUACGAUGGUCAGUUUAGUUAGGAGCUUUUUACUACACCAAGCAAAAGAGUAUACAUGUAUUAUGCUGCCGUAGACAUGCCGUCAUUUUUAUUUGUUAAACACUUUUUAUUUUUGGUAACUUGUUACUGUUUCCAGAAAAAAUACUUAUUUGUCAUAUAGAUGAACUAUCUUUUGCUGGUUUGGCAAUUAAUAUAAUUAUUGUGAAUAAGAGUUUUGUAUGGAAGUCAAAAUACUACUUUGUUUACAUUUUACUACUUUUAUGACAAACAAUUAACAUUUAGCGCUACUUAAUCAAGUGAUAAGCUUUGAGCAUGCUCUGAACCCAUUAUUUAAACUUUAAAAAAACCAUGAGUGGCUUUCAAAGAAGUAAAAAUUUAUUUCUUUUCAGAGGCAUGAUGUGCCUUUAACCUGACCAAGAUUCUACAUUUCUACAAAAGAUUUUAUUUAUCCAUAAAAACGUCUACUGUCAAAGUCAAUAAUGGCGGACAAAUUCUACUUUUUUAUUUUAGCUAGAAACAAUACGUAAGAAUAUUAGGGCUAUCCCACUUGGCCUAGUGUUUGUGUAUACAUUGUACAAAGUAAUAAUUAUGAUAUAUUUUACCUCUGUCAGUAAAAAAAUAACAGAAAGGUUUAAUUUUCACCACAUAAUCUAUAUACAUAUACCUGAAGAUAUAUCAAAAAAGUGUAAAUUUAUUCUCACAGUUCUCUAACAAGUAAUUCAACUUAACAUCUUUGUUAUAAUUCUUUCCUGUUAGAAAUCUAUCCAGCUAGUACGGAACAUAGUAGAUUCUACUCAGGUGCCCGUUUGUGCCUGAAAUAAUGCACAAAAGGAGCACCUUUUUCUUUGUUGCUGUUAUUUGACUAUCCAGCACUAAGAAUAAAGGAGCAGACUGGCCGCGACAAGACUGUUGACUUAGAAAGGGACAUUGUGAGUGUACCAAAUGUUAAUGGCACAUUGCAUUGACGGCUUAAUGUUAUUUUGUUAAAAGAUGGUGUCACCAUAUGUCAAACACAUAACUCAUUUCAUUUUACAAUUCGCCCUACGACAAUUUCAUUGAUGGCCUAAUAUUAAGUUGCCAAAAGAUGGUGUCACAUUGCAUUGAUGCCACAUUUUUAUGAUGUCAUUAUUUAACAAGAUAUGUUAGUUUCAUAUUUAACCAUUUCUUUGUUGUUAUGUCUAUAUCUUUUUUUUAUUUGUUCAUAUAUAAAUUUGUAUAAUUGUUCCUGUUGAAAUAUUUGUGUCAGAGACAUGUCUUUAUUCUCUUGUUUUGAUAUUUGUAUUUUAAUGUGAUAAAGUUUCAAACCAUAAUUGAUAUUUAAUAGAGAUGCAUUUGUAGCCAAGUGGUUAAAGGAACUCCACUAAGGUCUUUAAGCCUAAAGAUAUAAAAUUUGUUUUUUUACAUAGAUCAGCUAGGGCACUUAAGACAGAACAAUUUGUAAAAGAUAAUUAAGACAUAUACUCAGAAAUAAAGUUCUAUUAGCAACUUUUUUUCAAUUUCUGGUAAUUUUUCACAAUUAGAAUAAACAUUCUGGAAAAACAGAGUGAGUGAAUGAUCUGAAAUUUUAAACAUAAGUUAAUGGUCCAGACCUACAUCAAAUGGAACAUUAGUCUUCUAAAACUAUUACCUGCCUGGUCAUGUUAACUUGUUAAGAAACCUCAGUGGAGUCCCUUUAAGAUCAGGGAAUAUGAUUCGCUGUUGGUUUGAAUCUCACCAAGACCAUUCAGGGCUUUUUUUUUCACAAGUUGAGGAAGCAGCCCAACACUUAAUUUUGGGGGAAAAUUACACGGUAUAUUUGCAAAAGGGGAAGUAAAAACUUGAUGUAAAUUUAAUUUUUGGGGAAAACUGCAACUGAUUUUAAAGAAAUUUUCUUUGGGGAAGCAGUCCUAUACCAGCCCCUGUUAUAGAAGGAAAAAAGGCCCUGCCAUUGUAUUCUUUUAAGUGAGGAAGCUAUCCACAGAGCUUGCUUAUGAAAAGCAAACAGCUCCUUGGCUUUGCAUAAUACAUGUAGUUAUAAUGAACAGAUAAUAGCAGGCUGAAAAAUGAGUCUGACUGGGAAGUAGGCUGAAUGAUAAAUUUGACCUGAGGGAGCAGGCCAAAUAAUGAAUCAUUGGAAGCAGGCCCUUAAUCUAUCUGAUCAAAGACCAGGCCCUUUGAGUUUGAAUGGGAAGCAGGCCAAUGAUGGAUUCUUUAUCGACUGAUAAAGUUUCCUGGAAACUGUAGAAAUUCUCAUACUGAUCAAACAAACAAAAAUGAAUAUCCUGUCAUAUCACUUUUUAUGCUAGUGCAUGGUAGUGUUAUAUACAUGUACUUGAUAUAUUAAUGAUAUUUUUCUUCAAGAUAUUCUAAAUUUUGACAUAUCAUUUUUGCUUAACAAUCAAUGUAUUUUUCUUCUCUUCUCAUUUAUUGUUUAUACUUUCAAGUCUCAGGAAUGGUUAUUUUUCAUAUGUACCCUGUAAACUUGUGUCAUUUACAAUAUUAUGAUAUCUUAUAGAUUGUGUUCUGUUUUUCUGAAGUAUUUGAACUCAUAAUCAUAGGGAACAAGUCAUAUUUUAGUAUGAUUGACCAGUUUGUUUUGAAAACAAUUUUGAAAUUGCCCGAUGAAGCAGUGUCUUUCUUUUUUUCCAUAAUUUGUUGAAAUUUAAGUUGAUUUUAGUGUAGUUAUAUAAAGCCAUACAUCUUAUAAAUUUAAAUAUUUAAGGAUUCAUUUUUAUAUUUUACAAGUCUUAGCUUAUAUUCAGGUGAAAGCUAUUUCUUCAAUCAAAUUUUUAAUAAUUUUACUGAGUUGUGUUGUCUUAAAGCUAUUUAUGCUACAUGCCUUCAGAUUCAUGCUAAUUUUCAUGGAAAGUUAAAAAAUUUAUAAAAAAAAGUAAAAUACUUUCAUGUAAACAAUGAAAGUACUUUACACAUUGCGAAACAACAUUUAAAAUCUGCAAAGAAUUACCAAGAUAGAUCAGGAUAUGUGAAAAUAGGCCUCAUUGCGUUAUGCAGUACAAAUAUGUUGAUCUCAGUCACUAAAUGCAUAUUAAAUCUAAAUUUUAACUUUACUUUUUAUCUAAGUACAUUUUUCUCAAGUUAAAUUUUUUUGAAAUAUUUCGGCUUAUCUAUAGGCAUGCAGCUUUAAGGUUUGUUUUUUUGUUAGACUGUUUUUAUUGUAACAAGUGUUAAUUCAACUGUAUAUUUAUCUCAAAUUCCUUUCUGUUAAAACUCUUUAGUUUUGGUUACCAGUUGCAGUAACUAUUUCGAGGACAAUUUUAGCCUGACUAUUCAAAGAAUAGGGAGAGCUUUUGUUCUCACCCAGGUGUGGGCAUCACACUUUGGUUAAGUUUUUGUGUGCAAGUUGGUAUCUCAAAAACUACUGAAGGGAAUAGGUUGAAACUCCACACACUUAUUUGAGGGCAUAAUAUGGGAUCACUGUCCAAGUCCCAUAAUUCUAACCUGGAUUUUGACAAAAUUAUGGCCCUUUUUGAACUUAGAAAAUUCAACAUUAUCCCGGUGAUAUUUUUACUAUCAAGCACUUUGAAUAGUCAAGCAGGCUGUCCUACCGACAGCUCUUGUUAUGUCUUGGUUCUUACCAUACUACCUGGGUUACUAACUGCUAAUGAUUUAUAUCAUCACGGAUUUAUAUUAUAAAUCUGUGAUAUUACUGACAUUGUUUAUUGUACUAUAUUAUGUCAUGUAAAUUGACUCACAUGUUGGACAAACAUGUGAUUUAUUUCAUAUAUAAAAGAAGUGUUUCAUUCCUCAUUUAGGGAUUAUAAUUUUUAUAACAUUUUAUUACUUAUUAGCAUGAAACUUGGAAUAUUUACUAAUCAUGCCAAGGCGGGCAUGUAAGACAAUGGGCAUAAUUCUGACAGCUAUAUAUUUGGAGUUCUGCCCCUUUUUUGUAAAAAUUUAUUAUUACCAGAUGAGCGUCAACAAGGCAUAGGGCGCUCUUGUUUUAUAUGAACCGGUUCACAUGUAUUUAUGUAAAAAUAAUACUGUCUCAACAUUGCCAUGACGCUGAUACUGUUGCUUUAGUUAGAUUGUUGAACAAAACAUUUCUGUAUAAAUAUGUAAGAUUGAUAGAUCCUUAGACAUAAUAUAUUGUAUUGAUAAUUGAAUGAAUUUGGAUAUAUUAUUUGAAUUCAAAAGAUGAAUAGAUCUUAAUUAGCAAUUGUUUGUUAGCCAUAGAUUUCUGAAACCAUAUUUUACACAUCAUCUUAACCAUCGACUUUAAUUACUCUAAUUGUCAAUUAAAGUCCAUGUCUUAGCCCAGAUAUCUACUUAAUCUAACAAUUAUUGAUGUACAAUUUAGUCAUUCUGUCAUUCCAUUUCCUCCAUGUACAAUGUCACUAAAACCAUGUUAUGAAUGCUGCUUGCAGUAAAAAAGUGAAACUUUAUCUGUUCUUUUAUUCUAGAAAUCCACACUGAUUAUUUUGUUGUUGUUUUUUAUAUAUAUUAUGUAUUUUAGUAUGAUAACAUGACUUAAAAAUGUAAUCAAGUUGUCUUUAUUGACUAAUAAAAGUGCCUAUUGGU